AUGAUGCCGCACAGGGACGGGAAGACAGGGCAUAUGAUCAGGUGCUUUGGGUGCUGCAGUGUUGUCUGCCGUAGGGCGUCGAGGUCUGUUCUCCUAUCAAAUGUGCAGAUUAAGGUGUACUCAACGGAUACUCCGACGGGAUAUGUAAGGUGCACAAGAGACAGCUAUAUGGCGUACUCAUGCAAAUGCACCGUGAUCGAUGUAGAAUGUAAGUGCUGCCGUAUGAUUCUAGGAUACCACAUCCUACAUCCAUGUGGAUCAUGCAUGACAGGGUGGAGCAGCGGGCACAGAUGGAUCUUCGACACAAGCUCAGUCAUUUCCACGCCCAAGAAAGCGAGUCUGAAGGAUGGGCUGAAUGGAUCCACGACACAUCACGAUCAGGGAGAUGGCGAGGUAAAGAUAAGGUAG
This is a messenger RNA of Encephalitozoon cuniculi GB-M1, 408 nucleotides long. RefSeq lists its product as uncharacterized. Gene Ontology annotation, cellular component: cytosol. NCBI's taxonomy places the organism in Eukaryota, Fungi, Microsporidia, Unikaryonidae. Bases 1 to 408 code for a protein of 135 amino acids. The record is from RefSeq and is marked provisional. The transcript has a single exon.